Pecten maximus is the source of this 1457-nucleotide messenger RNA. RefSeq lists its product as uncharacterized. The coding region runs from base 108 to 770 and encodes 220 amino acids. The transcript is spliced from 4 exons. The record is from RefSeq and is a predicted model, not a curated record. NCBI's taxonomy places the organism in Eukaryota, Metazoa, Mollusca, Bivalvia, Pectinida, Pectinidae.
GUUAUUGCGUGAUUUUACACUAAAUUGUAAUUACAUGUUUAUGCACUGUAAAUUGUAAUAACAUUAUUUUUUUGGUUACUUAGGAGACCGUGUACUCGUACCAGUGGAUGUGUAGACAGGUGAGCGCCAUCUUGUCUUUGGCAGUACUCAUCUUCUAUAUAUACAUCUACAGGAACCUCAGCGUCAUCAACAACCAAUUGCUACUGAAACUGAAAAAACAAAACUCGGAUCUCAAACACCAAAUCAAGGAACUCUCUAAAGAGAUUUCUAUUAUUCGACAUUGCGUCAUGAAUCAGCCCGUGACAGAUUCGGACGACUCCGACGAAGAACCCUCAAGGAAAGGACCCCUUCAAUUGAAGAAGCCUAAGAAGACGAAACAUUUUCGGGUCUUGUCAGCAAAGAACGAUGAUCCGAGUAAAACAUCUACGGAAAUUAAUAAUCAGGAUUUGGGGUCGGGGGAUUACGACGAGGAUUCAGAAGACGAUUUCAGAGAGGAAAGGCCAGCAACUUCCGGUACAAAGACAUCGCUUUCAACUUCCGGUGCCAAUGAAUCGACAGCCGGAAUAGAGGAACCGGAACCUAUUCUCAUUACAGAGGUAGCGGUCACCGCUCCUGUUACAGGGCAACCCAUAGCUACUUCCGUUACAGAGAGACCGGAAAUCACUUCUGUUACAGAGAGUACUUCCGGAAUAGAGAGACCUCCUUCAGGAGAAACGCCCCAGUCAAGAUAUUCUCUGAGGUCAAGCAAUCGUCACGGAUCGCCAACUUAAUUAACACAUAUUGGUGACAGGUCACCUCAUUGUAUUGGUGGUCGGGUGACACCGUGGUUACACCUAGGUGGGCGGGGUUCGAUUCCCCGAUCGGACGUGAAAAGAUACGAAAUCUCCUGCCCAACCACGUGGGUUUUCCCCGGAACCCCUCGCGCUCUUCCAUCCAGAUCAACAAGCGUGAUUUAUAUAGUUGUUAUAACUUGUUUCGCAAAUGUUGUAAAACAAAGUUUACAUUACAUACGACAUGAUAUCCAUCGGGUAGGGUACUUCAUCGCCGAUUUGUAUAAUUUAAAGGUUUAUCGCCAAUAUAUAUUUUUCUCGUUUACGCCGGGAUGAAGUCAGUGUAAAAGUUUAUAUUAUCAUAUAUAAACGUGUAUGCACGUAUAAUUUAAUAUGUAUAAAAUAAUUUAUGCAUACUGCUUCAUAAUGUCUAAGACUAGUAGUAGAGGACUGUGUAUAAUAUAUGUGCAUUGCAACCAUUUUUGUUGAAUUCAAUUUAUUGACUGUAGAUGUCCAUUAGUAGACAGAUUACAUACAAAACGUAAAAGUAGUAUUUGUGGAACAACCUGGAGUUAUAGAUAUACAGCUCUUGUCUCAUUUGCAUCAAAAAUAAAUUUGCCGAGGUGGCUUAAUUCCUUGUUGUUAUUGACAGACAAUAACUGUAUUAAUUAAAACAUUCAAAGCUUU